Ipomoea nil (Japanese morning glory) is the source of this 945-nucleotide messenger RNA. RefSeq lists its product as uncharacterized. The record is from RefSeq and is a predicted model, not a curated record. Bases 1 to 945 code for a protein of 314 amino acids. Gene Ontology annotation, molecular function: zinc ion binding; transposase activity; DNA binding. Lineage: Eukaryota; Viridiplantae; Streptophyta; Magnoliopsida; Solanales; Convolvulaceae. Gene Ontology annotation, biological process: DNA transposition. The transcript has a single exon.
AUGAGUGAAACUGUAGAAGAAGGGGGAAAAACAAGAUUUCUAAGAUGGUAUAUAUGUUCGGAGGCUUGUAGGAAUGCUUUCCUACAUUGUAGAAAGCUUAUAUGGGUUGAUGGUUGCCAUUUGAGAUCAAAGUAUGGUGGAUAUUUGUUGACUGCAACUGCCAUGGAUCCUAAUGAUAGGAUCUUCCCAAUUGCUUAUGCAAUAGUUGAGGGUGAAAACAAGGAAUCAUGGUCUUGGAUCUUAGCACUACUUAAGCAUGAUUUGGGUAUUGAUGAGGCAUCUGAAAAUAAAUACACCUUCAUUUCAGAUAAGCAGAAGGGUUUGCUGCCUACUUUUAGUAAAGUAAUACCAAAUGUGGUGCAUAGGUUCUGUGUAAGGCAUUUAUAUGCUAACAUGAAGGUUGCUGGUUUUCAUGGUAAUGCACUUAAGGAUACACUAUGGUCAGCAGCAAGAGCCACCACAGUAAACUCUUUUAAGGACUCAAUGAGGAAGAUCAAAGACCUUGACAGUGAUGCUUUUGAUUGGUUGGGAGACAAACAUCCAUCUGAAUGGUCCAGGUCACACUUUAGUAGUUUUGCCCUCUGUGAUAUCAUAGUAAACAAUGUAAGUGAGUGUUUCAAUGCAAUGAUAGUUAAGGCUAGGGAAAUGCCAUUGAUAAGUUGCCUUGAGAUGCUUAGGACUAUACUGAUGACAAGACUGUUUAAAAAUAAAGAAGAGGCAUCUGGAUGGACUUCAGUGAUUUGUCCUAACAUUGUUAAAAAUAUUGCAGCAGAAGAGAAAUUUGCAGGAGGGUAUAUACCCUUACAAUGUGACUUGAAUCUGUUUGAAGUGAAAAGAAUGUAUACAGGGGAGCAACACACUGUAGAUUUGGCCAGAAGAACAUGUUCGUGCAGAAAAUGGGAUUUGACUGGACUCCCUUGCAGACAUGGCAUUUGUGCAAUCUAG